GGGUUGUGAUACGAUUGCAUUCCCUUACACACAAAAUUACAUCAUAUGGGGAAAAUGGAAGGACUGUUUCUCUUCUUAUUCCUCCUAACGUGUACCAAUGUAGAAGAUGUUGUGUCACUGAGUAAUAGAAUAGUUGCUUUUUUUGAUAAGAAUACAGAGGAAGAAUUGAGAAUAUUCAGACAAAGCAUCAAAGAAGGGGAUUUUUACUACUUGGAGGUCGACUUCAAUGACAGUCUAGCAGUGGGAAAAGCAGUCGAUGAUGAAGUUGCAAAGAGAAAUUGGCUAUUGGGCAUCAUAGCUGUAACUCGCACCUGCCAUUUGCCGACUCUUCAGUCGUAUGCUGAUUACUACGAUUUGGCGUUUCUGUUCGUUGGUCCUUCGUGCAGCUUGAAGUCCGAAUUAACAGGAUCAUUCCAUUUGUUUAUGAGGCCAGCAUUUGUUGGGGGUCUUGUGGAUGUAAUGUUUCACAAGCAGUGGGAAAAGGUUUACUAUUUUUACGAUUCCGAUGAAGGCUUGUUGGAAUUUGAACAACUGUUAAACGAAAUUCACAUUCAGGAAUUGAGGUUCGAUCUGAUUGUAUUGCGCGUUCACGAUUUGGAUAGCUGUUACAGAAAACUGAAAAAGGUAUACAACGAGGAAACGGGAAGCAUUCGGGUUCUACUGCAUUUAAAACCAAAGGACAGCCAAGCUGUUAUGUCAAGAUUGAAAGAAGAUCCAAAGAUAAAUAAUUUUCGAUUUCAUUUUCUUUUGUCUAAUUUGGGAUUGUACAAUAUGAACUCAACCAUUCAUUCACCAGGCCUCAACAUAACUGGAUUCAGACUGGAUGCUGAUCUUAAUAAUACAGAUUACCAGGUGUUAGUGACUGAUACUGUGGAAUUUGUGAGAGAAGUUUUACGUAGAACAGACCUAUACGUAACAAAUCGAGAUGAUACGCUUAAAAAAAGAAAAGAACUCAAGGGGGCACUCCAAAAGUAUUCAAAGACGGGAUAUAACGGUGAUAGUGGACCAAUCAUAUUUGACGAUGAUGGAAUUAGAAAAAACUUUACACUACGUCUUUUUGAGACAUUGGUUACAAGGCAUAUCGCAAAGAUUGGGAUGUGGAUGUCCAGCAAAGAAAUUGGUGCACGUUUAGAAAUGCUGAACACUUCCCAGAUAAAGGUGCAGAAACAUCCAACAACAAAGAAAGAUUAUAUUAAAGUUUCAACCAAUCAAGAGCGGAUCAUUACCACUAUAGAUGACCCACCCUAUGUUUUCAUCAAAAAAGAAUAUGAAGACGAAGUCAAACUAAUGAAAGCUAAGGGGGAAAGAGUGUGUGGUAACUCAUUCUUCGAGGGAUUUUGUAUUGACUUAGCAGAGAAGGUGACUGAAAUUCUCAAUAUUACAAACUAUACUAUAUGUAUAGUUCAAGACGGUCAAUAUGGAUCCAUACAGCCAAACCAGACUUGGAAUGGAAUGAUUGGGGAGGUUAUGCAGAAGAAAGCUGACAUGGCUGUUGCACCAAUAACAAUAUCUUCUACACGGGAAAGAGUUGUUGAUUUUACAAAACCUUACAUGAGUCUGGGAAUCAGCAUAAUGAUCAAGAAGCCUGCCGAUGAAGGCGCACACAUAUUUUCCUUCAUGGAUCCGUUAUCCUCUGAGAUUUGGAUGUGUAUCUUGUUCGCAUAUGUAGGAGUGAGUGUAGUUCUGUUUCUAGUUAGUAGAUUCAGUCCUUCUGAAUGGCAUAUUGAUGAAAAAAACAUUACUAACGACUUUACAAUAUCGAACAGUCUUUGGUACUCACUUGGUGCCUUCAUGCAACAAGGAUGUGAUAUAUCUCCAAAAGCUAUUUCGGGAAGGAUUGUUGGAAGUGUAUGGUGGUUUUUUACUUUAAUUAUUAUAUCCUCAUAUACUGCAAACCUCGCUGCCUUUCUCACUGUGGACAGAAUGAAUACACCCAUUAGUUCUGUAGAGGACCUUGCGAAACAAACAAAAAUCCAAUAUGGAUGUCUCAAAGAGGGCGCUACAUACGAAUUUUUUAAAAAAUCAAAGUUUGCUUUGUACGAGAGAAUGUAUGCCUACAUGACGUCAGCAGAAAACGUGUUUGUAGAAAAGAAUAGUCAAGGGUUUGAAAAAGUUAGGAAUUCCAAUGGAAAGAAGUACGCGUUCCUUGUAGAAUCCACAACAAAUGAAUAUAUCAACAAUCAAAAACCUUGUAAUACCAUGAAGGUGGGUUCUAAUCUAGAUUCCAAAGGAUAUGGAAUAGCUACACCAGUCGAUUCAGAACUCAGAGACCCACUGACAUUGGCUGUACUGCAACUCCGAGAAAAUGGAGAAUUAGAUCGCCUUAAAAAGAAGUGGUGGUAUGAGAAAUCUCAGUGUGACCAGGAUACUGAAAAGGAUGCAUCACAAGCGGAACUGACGUUAGAGAAUGUGGCAGGAAUUUUCUACAUCCUGUCCUGUGGACUUACACUUUCUGUCGUUAUCGCUGCCAUUGAGUUCUUGUAUAAAUCUGUUGUUGAUUCUAAAAAAGCUAAGACGUCCUUUGGUUCUAUGGUGCGAUGUAAGGCUAGAUUAUCAUUCCGAGGGUCGCUGGAUGAUAGUUCUCUACCUAACUCACCACAAAAGAAACCAACUGCCACGUACACCUAUACUGGCCCUGUACAAGUUCCGGAGUACGAACCAUAUCCUGAAAAUAAUACACACACUCAGGUGUAGAACGUCGCACGUCUCGCAAUGUCAGCCAGUGCUCUCUCUGGAAUACUAGUAUAGACAAAAAGACAAUUUGUGGUAGACUUUUUACCAUAAAGGAAAAAGAUUUGUUUUCUAUGUUCAUUUUGAUUUUUUUCUAUUAUUGUGUGUUUCAACGUGAUGAAUAAGGUGUAUAUUUAUAAUAGUACGAAACACAAAGAAAUGAUAAUCUGUUUAUAAUUUAAAAUGGUAGUCAUAUUUGUUCACUGCCUUAUAAAAGAAAAUAAUUAAAAUAUUAUCUGUUUAUAUUUAUUGUAUAAAAAGCGAUAUCACUGCAUGAUUGAAAAAUUGUAUUCAUACCAAAUAUCUUCAUUGGAUUUUCAGUAUCAAAUGAAUCUGAUAAAGUGUGUGAAAAUAGAGAAAA
Molecule: messenger RNA, 3091 nt
Organism: Saccostrea echinata
Lineage: Eukaryota; Metazoa; Mollusca; Bivalvia; Ostreida; Ostreidae
Product: glutamate receptor-like
Exons: 17
Coding region: 46-2694 (882 amino acids)
Biological process (GO): modulation of chemical synaptic transmission; monoatomic ion transport; synaptic transmission, glutamatergic
Cellular component (GO): plasma membrane; postsynaptic membrane
Molecular function (GO): glutamate-gated receptor activity; transmitter-gated monoatomic ion channel activity involved in regulation of postsynaptic membrane potential
Source: RefSeq, a predicted model, not a curated record